AUGUUCUUGACCCAGACGACAGCGGCAGAUUACGAACAACUAUGCAAAUUAGAUGUUCUAGGAUUGCGUGACACACCAGGCGGAGAUCAAGCAGAUGUUUAUGAAGAAUUCAAGGAACAAUUAACACGAGGGCCAGAGGGAUGGUACGAGACGGGGCUACCCUGGAGGGGAAACCACCCUCCACUGCCCAACCACAGAGCGGGAAGCUUGAAGCGAUUGGAAAGUACCAUUCGGAAACUGGAGAAGAACGGAAUACUCCAGAAGUAUGACGCCAUAAUUAAAGACCAGCUUAACGAAGGAAUAGUGGAGCGAGUGUCAGGCCCACCAGUGGGAAAGGAGUUCUAUAUUCCACAUAAAGCAGUGGUGAGAGAAGCUGCAGAGAGUACCAAACUUCGAAUCGUGUACGACGCCUCUGCCCGAGCUUCAGAGAAGGCUCCUUCUCUCAACGAGUGCCUUCAUGCGGGACCUCCGUUGCAGAACAAGCUUUGGGCUGUUCUUGUCCGUGCACGUUUCCACCCAGUCGCGUUAACAGGUGAUAUCAAGCAAGCGUUCUUACAAGUACGAAUACGGGAAGAAGACAGGGAUGCCAUGAGAUUCCACUGGAUCACGGACUUGCAAUCCAGGCGAGUGGAAAUACUGAGAUUCACGAGAGCUCUGUUUGGUUUGGCCCCAUCGCCCUUUCUUCUUGGGGGAGUUAUCAAACAACACCUGGAAGCCUGUCGUACCGAGAAUCCGGACCUGGUGAGGGAAAUAGAGAAGAGUCUAUACGUCGCUGACCUUAUCAGCGGGGGACCCACCGUAAAAGCUGCCCUUGAAGUCAAAGCAGGCGUUACCCAUGUCUUUAACCAAGCCUCAUUCAAGCUGCACAAGUGGCAUUCAAAUGUUCCGGCAGUGGAGUCCCCUGGUGAUUCUCUUAGCGAAGAUACUACAUUCGCGAAAGAACAGUUGGGUGCACCUCAAGAAGGAGGGGGAUCUAUUCUCGGGCUUCCAUGGAACAAGCGACAAGAUACCAUUGAAAUAAAUUUCCCAACUGACCGCACCCAAGUGACAAAGAGAGGGAUACUAGCGAAGAUAGCAAGAGUGUAUGACCCGUUAGGGCUCGCAGCGCCUAUGACAUUGAGUGGAAAACUACUGUACCGAGACGCAUGUGAUUUGAAAGUCAGAUGGGAUGCUCAACUUCCUGGUCAACUGGGAACCAAGUGGUCAAGAUGGGAAGCACAGCUACCAGUGAGCAUUUCCGUACCCAGAGCCAUACCUCAACACUUUGAAGAGAUCAGCAACAUUGAGCUACAUUGUUUCGGCGACGCAAGCGGCCAAGGCGUUUCUGCGGCAGUGUACGGUGUCAUAUCUCAACCAUCCGGUGAUAGUGUUGGGCUGAUAGCAGCCAAAGCUAGACUGGCGAAGCAAGGCCUCACCAUCCCCCGCCUCGAGUUGGUCUCCGGUCACAUGGCGACCAAUCUCAUUGUGAACGUUAAGGAAGCAUUAGAGGGUUUCCCAGUUGGAAAUAUGGUUUGCUGGUUGGACAGCAGCGUUGCGUUACAUUGGAUCAAGGGAGCAGGGAGUUACAAGCAGUUCGUAAGCAAUCGAGUGCAGAAAAUCCAGCAACACCCAGAAGUAAACUGGCGUCAUGUGGGUACAAAGGACAACCCAGCUGACCUUGGCAGUCGGAGCGGAAGCGUGGAAAAUGAAGAGCUAUGGUGGAGAGGGCCUGAGUGGCUACUAGACCGAGAGCGAUGGCCAGCCGAUAUUAAGACAACGGCCACACCAGACAGUCAGGCGGAAGCAAAAGUGAUACGGGACGUAUUCGCUGUAGCACAAGCUAAGACAGACAUCCUAGACGCCUUGCUGAUCAAGUUCAACUUAUGGAAAACCCUAAGGGUUUGUGCGUGGGUGACUCGAUUCAUACAUAACCUACGGAGCGAAAAGACGAGAAGAUCUAAGGGACCACUCACGACAGAGGAGAUCGAGAUGCAGCGACACCUGUGGCUAAAGCGAACACAGGUGAAAUUCAAGAGAGACGAGCGGUUCGAAGAUCAUCGUGUUCAGCUGAACCUACAAGAAAACGCAGACGGGUUACUGGAAUGCCGAGGGCGGAUUCAGGGAGACUAUCCCAUUUACUUGCCUGAGUCUCAUCCGUUCGCGGAGAUGGUGGCAGACGCACAUAUCAGGACACUCCACGGGGGAGUGAGCCUCACAAUGGCAAAGAUUCGUGAAAGGUACUGGGUUCCCAGGUUGCGUCGCCUUGCAAAAAGAGUCGUUAAAGCUUGUAACGGCUGCAAGCGGUUCCACGCCACAGCGUUUGCGGUUCCGCCACCAGGACAGCUACCAAGGGAUCGUACCGAAGGAGAAAAUGCGUUCCAAGUAGUCGGAGUGGAUUUCGCCGGACCACUGAAGUAUAGAAAGGGAAGGAAUCAUGAAGGCAAAGCUUACAUAACGCUUUACGCCUGUAGCCUGACCAGAGGUAUUUACCUUGAGCUACUACCCAGCCUAGAAACGGGAGAAUUCCUUCGAUGCCUGAAACGGUUUAUCGCCCGACGUGGGCGGCCAGAAAAGAUUUACUCAGACAACGGGAGUACCUUCGUGGCAGCAGCUAAGUGGCUGAAACAAAAAUCAAGUGGCAAUUCAACCUGA
This is a messenger RNA of Pocillopora verrucosa, 2631 nucleotides long. NCBI's taxonomy places the organism in Eukaryota, Metazoa, Cnidaria, Anthozoa, Scleractinia, Pocilloporidae. The record is from RefSeq and is a predicted model, not a curated record.